Messenger RNA from Coccinella septempunctata (seven-spotted ladybird), 720 nucleotides. Its product is annotated as acanthoscurrin-2-like. NCBI's taxonomy places the organism in Eukaryota, Metazoa, Arthropoda, Insecta, Coleoptera, Coccinellidae. The record is from RefSeq and is a predicted model, not a curated record. The transcript has 2 exons. Bases 145 to 639 code for a protein of 164 amino acids.
UCCUGGAACCAGUAAUGAGAUAAAAGAACGAAUGUUUCGGAUCACUAAAUAACACGUUUAUCAUUAUCCCUUAGGUAUAAAAGAACAGGUUCGGUAUCAUCGGAAGACAGUCUUCUUCUGUUAGUAGUCAAAGCAUCUUCCAAUAUGGCCAAGAUAUUCGUUAUAACUCUUCUUGCCGCUAUGGUAGGAACUGCCCUUAGCGGUGGAUAUGGGGGUGGACAAGGUGGAGGUCACGGACAAGGAGGUCAUGGCCAAGGAGGAUUGAUUGGUGGUAAUGGUGGUGUCUACCACGGAGGUGCUGGUGGUGGUCACGGAAGUGGUCACGGCCAAGGUGGACUGAUUGGAGGAAAUGGUGGAGUCCACCACGGGGGUUCAGGACUUGGAGGAGGACAUGGAGGUUCAGGAGGUGGUUAUGGACAAGGAGGAUUAGGAGGUGGUCAUGGACAAGGAGGAUUAGGGGGUGGUCAUGGACAAGGAGGAUUGGGAGGUGGUCAUGGACAAGGAGGUCUAAUUGGCGGUAAUGGUGGUGUUCACCACGGAGGUGCUGGUUUGGGAGGAGGUCAUGGAGGUGGCCACCAUGGAGGUGCUGGUCUUGGAGGUGGACAUGGUGGUUAUGGAGGUCAUGGUGGCCAUUAUUAAAUACAUAGAAUAGUGUGAAGUCUGUGUUCCUAAUAUUUUUUAAUUUAUAAUUAAAAUUUUUGUGAUAUAAUGGUAAUUAUA